Molecule: messenger RNA, 888 nt
Organism: Brassica napus (rape)
Lineage: Eukaryota; Viridiplantae; Streptophyta; Magnoliopsida; Brassicales; Brassicaceae
Exons: 3
Coding region: 1-645 (214 amino acids)
Source: RefSeq, a predicted model, not a curated record
AUGAACGAAGAGGAACCACGCCUCGUGCUUCUUAGCGACCUUGAGUUGUCUGGAUAUAAUAUAUCGCCCAAACCUCCUGGAAAAACUAGGUUUGUCGGCGAUCUCAACCAAUUUUCCGAAUGGCGAAACCCUAAUGUGUUCAACCUCGUCAGGAUCGAGAACAUCGAGGAUUUGCCUGAUUGCGCAUGCCUUGUGAUAUGGAGUUACUCUAACGCCGGCGGGUUCUUCUCCGACAGCGAAAAUCCUUUCCAGGAGAAGACAAGGGGGCCGUCGCCUGCCGUCGUUCUCCUCAAUAGAUUGGUUGAUCAUCAAAACACACAAGAAGCAGUGACAUACACAAACCAAAACGAAGACAUAGCAGAAACACCUAAUGGAUCACAAAUUUCUUCAAGGCAUGGAAGACAACCUCGAGGAAAGUCUGCCAUCGAAAAAGCGAUUGAAAAUAGUGCUCAUUUUAUUACGGAGUAUCGUGAACAACAUGGUGCUAUCCUUUUCUACCAAGAUGCCACUAACGUUCAUAGAGGUGUUGAUAUCCCCAAGCGUACACCAUUUUGGCGAGCUGCAAUACGGUAUCUUAACCAAGCUAACUAUGCAUCAACGUUUGUUGUCUUACCCAAGCCAACUUAUGCAUUCAGCAAGUUUUAAAUUUCAUAUUUUUUGUUCUGCAACUCAAUUUAUCUUCCACCAUUUUUCAAUUACUCAAGUUUUACCAAUCGAAGCCAAAGACAGCACACAUCUUUCCGACCAUGCUAAAACUAAAAACUUACAAAGGACAAGGACUUUACCAAAGAAAUGAAGUCACAGGAAGCCAUCAAUAUCAUCAUUCAUCAAGUAAGAGGAAAAGCUUGCUUUUGAUUGUUUAUUACAAUUAGCACAAAAUUGCGCAUA